AAAUUCAAGGGGGAGGGGGAGUUGUAGCGUGUACGAGAUUAGAAAGUGAUUUACGCAACCAACCACCUGUGACUCACUCACACGUGAUUCUUUAUCACUGGAAAUCUGGUAAUGAAACAGCACACACACACAAACAAACAAACAAACAAACAAACAAAAUUGACUCACACACACAUCAACUGGAGUAGUUCUAAUUAUAUUUACUCUUAUAUCAUUUCCAUACAUAUAUAUUUUUUUUAUCUAUCUAUAAAUUGUUUUAACCUAAGGUAAAGUGCCGUUCAAAGUUUCACAAAGCAAACACAAUCGAUCAUGUAUCGACUUGCCGCAUACAGGCAAUUCAAGAACACAAUUUCUUCCAAUUCCAUCUCUUUAUUAUUCACUUCUGCUAGAUCAAACCAUACUUUGCCCUUUGCUACGGUAAAAGCUGAAGAAGUAUCAGGCUCUCAACCUGCUGAAGUCCACAACUUGGUGCAGGGCAAGUGGACAAAAUCUUCUAACUGGAAUACAAUAUUGGAUCCUUUGAAUGGGCAACCAUUUAUUAAAGUUGCAGAAGUAAAUGAAUCAGAAUUGAAGCCAUUUGUGGAGAGCUUGUCCAAGUGCCCAAAACAUGGUCUACAUAAUCCAUUCAAAUCACCAGAAAGGUACUUAAUGUUAGGAGAUGUAUCUACCAAAGCAGCUCAUGCACUUGGCUUGCCUGAGGUUUCUGACUUCUUUGCUAAGCUAAUACAACGGGUGUCUCCUAAGAGUUACCAACAAGCUUAUGCUGAAGUUUUUGUGACUCAGAAAUUUCUGGAAAAUUUCUGUGGUGAUCAGGUUCGCUUUCUAGCAAGGUCUUUUGCAGUACCAGGAAAUCAUCUGGGGCAGCAGAGUCAUGGUUUUCGAUGGCCUUAUGGACCUGUGGCGGUUAUUACUCCCUUUAAUUUUCCUUUGGAGAUUCCUGUGCUUCAGCUGAUGGGAGCGUUGUAUAUGGGGAAUAAGCCGGUACUUAAAGUUGACAGCAAGGUAUGCAUUGUGAUGGAACAAAUGCUUCGACUACUUCAUGAUUGUGGGUUACCUGUGGAUGACGUGGAUUUCAUAAACUCAGAUGGAAAGACAAUGAACAAGCUACUCGUGGAGGCAAAACCACGCAUGACUCUCUUCACAGGUAGCUCAAGAGUGGCAGAGAAGUUAGCUGAUGACCUAAGCGGUCGAGUCAAACUAGAAGAUGCUGGAUUCGACUGGAAGAUCCUUGGACCCGAUGUCAAUGAGGUGGAUUAUGUUGCAUGGGUUUGUGACCAAGAUGCAUAUGCAUGUAGUGGUCAGAAGUGUUCAGCUGAAUCAAUAUUGUUCAUGCAUGAGAAUUGGGGUAAAAGUUCUCUCAUAGACAAAAUGGCUGAGUUUGCUGCAAGAAGAAAGUUAGAUGAUUUAACUGUUGGUCCUGUCCUUACGGUUACAACUGAAGCAAUGCUAGACCAUGCGAAGAAAUUACUUCAGAUACCUGGAUCGAGACUGCUCUUUGGUGGUGAAGCCUUACAAAACCAUUCGAUCCCUCAAAUUUAUGGAGCCAUUAAACCGACUGCUAUUUUUGUACCACUUGAAGAAAUACUCAAAGCUGAACAUUUCCAUCUCGUGACUAAAGAGAUUUUUGGGCCAUUCCAGGUUGUGACCGAAUACAAAGAUAAUCAGCUUCCACUGGUCCUGGACGCCCUUGAAAAGAUGCAUGCACAUUUAACAGCUGCUGUGGUUUCAAAUGACAUAUUGUUCCUGCAAAAAGUAAUUGGAAAUUCAGUUAAUGGAACCACUUAUGCUGGUUUGAGAGCAAGAACAACCGGCGCUCCACAGAAUCACUGGUUUGGUCCUGCCGGGGACCCUAGAGGAGCCGGAAUAGGUACUCCAGAAGCUAUAAAACUUGUAUGGUCCUGCCACAGAGAAGUCAUAUAUGAUGUUGGUCCCAUGCCACUAGGAUGGAAAGUUCCUGCAUCUACUUGAGGAGCAACUGCUGCUACUCAAAGCACUCGAGGAUCGCCCUCAAUGAGUCUUAACACUAGAAUUCCGUAGAAAGAAUCCAGUUAGAGGAUAGUGUAACAAAUGGCUUGGUCACAUAAAAUCAAUCGGAAUGUUAUUUGAGUGCUUAUGUUUGUGCAAACGUAUGAGCGAGGAGCUUUCAUAUUUUCUAUUAUCUAAUAAAUAAGCGAGUUAUUUUUCGCA
Capsicum annuum is the source of this 2187-nucleotide messenger RNA. RefSeq names its product probable aldehyde dehydrogenase. Gene Ontology annotation, cellular component: mitochondrion. The record is from RefSeq and is a predicted model, not a curated record. Lineage: Eukaryota; Viridiplantae; Streptophyta; Magnoliopsida; Solanales; Solanaceae. The coding region runs from base 310 to 1968 and encodes 552 amino acids. The transcript is spliced from 16 exons. Gene Ontology annotation, molecular function: L-glutamate gamma-semialdehyde dehydrogenase (NAD+) activity; aldehyde dehydrogenase (NAD+) activity.